Ceratitis capitata (Mediterranean fruit fly) is the source of this 2339-nucleotide messenger RNA. Its product is annotated as cytoplasmic dynein 1 intermediate chain. Gene Ontology annotation, cellular component: cytoplasmic dynein complex. The transcript has 9 exons. Lineage: Eukaryota; Metazoa; Arthropoda; Insecta; Diptera; Tephritidae. Gene Ontology annotation, biological process: transport along microtubule. Gene Ontology annotation, molecular function: dynein heavy chain binding; dynein light chain binding. The record is from RefSeq and is a predicted model, not a curated record. Bases 1 to 1935 code for a protein of 644 amino acids.
AUGGAUCGCAAAGCUGAAUUGGAACGUAAAAAGGCCAAAUUGGCCGCACUUCGUGAGGAGAAAGAUCGCCGUAGGCGUGAAAAGGAGAUGAAGGAUAUGGAAGAGGCUGCUGGACGGAUCGGUGGUGGUGUCGGCAUCGACAAAGAUCAGCGGAAAGAUUUAGAUGAGAUGUUAUCCUCACUAGGUGUUGCACCAGUCUCGGAAGUUUUAUCUUCCUUGUCAUCUGUAAAUUCUGUAACAUCAGACAACUCCAAUACGCAAACUCCGGACGCAAGUUUGCAAGCGAAUAUGAAUGGUGUUGGCGUCGCCAAGAAGCAGCCUUUGAAUUUGAGCGUUUACAAUGUACAAGCAACUAACAUUCCACCAAAAGAAACUUUGGUAUACUCAAAACAAACGCAAACUACUAGCACCGGAGGACACGAACGUGAUGCUCAUGCUACGGACUAUUAUGACGAAUACAAUCUUAAUCCGGGUUUAGAAUGGGAGGAUGAAUUUACAGGAGAUGACGAAGAGAGCUCGCUGCCACAUCUGGAUCACGGUUUCACCUCGAAGUUGCCGCCUGGCUACUUGACGCAUGGCCUGCCCACGGUGAAGGACGUUGCGCCAGCCAUAACGCCAUUGGAGCAAAAGAAGGAACAGGAGGAGAAGAAGGAGAUUAAGGAACUUUCAGAGGAACAAAAGCAAAUGAUCGUACUUUCCGAGGACUUCCAACGUUUUGUUUUGCGCGCUGGACGCGUUGUGGAGCGUGCACUCUCCGAGAAUGUUGAUAUUUAUACAGAUUACAUUGGCGCCGGCGACAGCGAGGACACCAAUGAUGAACGUACACAUGCACGACUCUCGUUGAAUCGGAUUUUCUACGAUGAACGUUGGUCGAAGAAUCGUUGCAUCACCUGCAUGGAUUGGUCUACACACUUUCCCGAACUGGUCGCCGCCGCAUAUCACAAUAACGAAGAGAGUCCCAACGAGCCGGAUGGUGUUGUUAUGGUUUGGAAUACUAAGUUUAAAAAACAAACACCUGAAGAUAUUUUCCAUUGUCAAAGCGCUGUGAUGUCAACGUGUUUUGCCAAAUUCAAUCCAAAUCUUAUACUGGGCGGUACAUACUCGGGACAGAUAGUGCUUUGGGAUAAUCGCGUACAAAAGCGCACACCAAUGCAGCGUACACCACUCAGUGCGGCAGCGCAUACACAUCCAGUUUAUUGUUUGCAAGUUGUUGGUACACAGAAUGCGCAUAAUGUCAUCUCGAUCUCUUCGGAUGGCAAACUAUGUUCAUGGAGUUUGGAUAUGUUGUCACAUCCUCAGGAUACGUUGGAAUUGCAACAGCAACGGCCAUCGAAAUCGAUUGCAGUCACUUGCAUGGCAUUUCCAGCGAAUGAGAUUAAUAACUUGGUAAUGGGCAGUGAGGAUGGCUACGUGUAUUCAGCCUGUCGCCAUGGUUCUCGCACUGGUGUUAACGAUGCCUUCGAGAAGCACUUGGGACCAGUAACAGGCAUCUCAACGCACUAUAAUCAAUCCUCGCCCGACUUUGGUCAUCUCUUCUUAACUUCCUCCAUCGAUUGGACUAUCAAACUUUGGUCGCUGAAGGAUACCAAACCACUAUACUCAUUCGAGGAUAACUCUGAUUAUGUCAUGGAUGUCGCAUGGUCGCCCAUUCAUCCGGCACUAUUUGCUGCUGUCGAUGGUAGCGGUCGACUUGAUCUAUGGAAUCUGAAUCAAGACACCGAAGUACCCACAGCAUCUGUUUUGGUUGAGGGUGCGCCAGCGCUUAAUCGCGUCUCGUGGACUCCAUCGGGUCUGCAUGUGACUAUCGGCGACGAUACAGGCAAACUGUAUGUUUACGAUGUCACCGAUCAUUUGGCGCAGCCGACACGUGAUGAAUGGUCGCGUUUUAAUGCGACACUCAAUGAGCUCAAAAUGAAUCAAAGCGAUGAUGUUUAAAUCAAAAUACGAGUGUGAAAGCAACAAAAAAAAAACGAAAAAAAACUGGCAUUCAUCAUUACAUAUGAUAUUGCGCAAAAUAAAUUGAUUUAAAAAAAGACUUAAUUGUAAUUCUACAACUAUGUAUGGCAACUUAAUAUGGCAAAACGAAAAAAAAAACGUUUGGUGAAAGGUGAAUUCCUUAAAAAAAAAAUUAUUUAAUGUAUAUGCACAUGCAAAUUGUAUCUAGCCCUUCUAUAUCUGCAUUAACUUAAUAACUUGAAAGAUUUUACAAAGCAGAAUAAAAGGAUUUAAUGCUUUUUUAUAAAACGUAAGAUACUCGCGCUUAAAUGAUUGUAGAAAAGUGCUCGAGUGAACUUACAUUGAGUAUUGAAUAAAUCAAAUUUUCUAUUGUUUCAAUUAAA